Hippopotamus amphibius kiboko is the source of this 1314-nucleotide messenger RNA. RefSeq names its product corticotropin releasing hormone receptor 2 (gene CRHR2). The transcript is spliced from 13 exons. Bases 1 to 1314 code for a protein of 437 amino acids. Gene Ontology annotation, biological process: adenylate cyclase-modulating G protein-coupled receptor signaling pathway; cell surface receptor signaling pathway; long-term synaptic potentiation. Gene Ontology annotation, cellular component: plasma membrane; axon terminus; dendrite. Gene Ontology annotation, molecular function: corticotrophin-releasing factor receptor activity; corticotropin-releasing hormone receptor activity; peptide hormone binding. The record is from RefSeq and is a predicted model, not a curated record. NCBI's taxonomy places the organism in Eukaryota, Metazoa, Chordata, Mammalia, Artiodactyla, Hippopotamidae.
AUGGGGGGUCCUACCGGGACGCCGCACCUCCUCCACGCCCCGUACCCCAUCCUCUGCCUGCUCUGCCUCCUCCCGCCUCUGCUCAAAGCGGCUGGGCCCAGCCAGGCACACAGAGACCAGCCCGUGUGGGCACUGCUGGAGCAGUACUGCCAUGCAGUCACGACCCUCGCCAACCUCUCAGGUCCCUAUUCCUACUGCAACACGACCUUGGACCAAAUCGGGACGUGCUGGCCCCGGAGCGCGGCCGGAGCCCUGGUGGAGAGGCCGUGCCCCGAGUACUUCAACGGCGUCAAGUACAACACGACCCGGAAUGCCUACCGAGAGUGCUUGGAGAAUGGGACCUGGGCCUCACGGAUCAACUACUCACAGUGUGAGCCCAUUUUGGAUGAUAAGCAGAGAAAGUAUGACCUGCACUAUCACGUCGCACUCAUUGUCAACUACCUGGGCCACUGCGUGUCUAUGGCAGCCCUCGUGGCUGCCUUCCUGCUUUUCCUGGCCCUGCGGAGUGUCCGCUGUCUGCGGAACGUGAUUCACUGGAACUUCGUCACCACCUUCAUCCUGCGAAACGUCAUGUGGUUCCUGCUGCAGCUCAUCGACCAUGAAGUGCAUGAGAGCAACGAGGUCUGGUGCCGCUGCAUCACCACCAUCUUCAACUACUUCGUGGUGACUAACUUCUUCUGGAUGUUUGUAGAGGGCUGCUACCUGCACACAGCCAUCGUCAUGACCUACUCCACUGAGCGCCUGCGCAAGUGGCUCUUCCUCUUCAUUGGAUGGUGCAUCCCCUGCCCCAUCAUCAUCGCCUGGGCCAUUGGCAAACUCUACUAUGAGAAUGAACAGUGCUGGUUUGGCAAGGAGCCCGGUGAUCUGGUGGACUACAUCUACCAGGGCCCCAUCAUCCUCGUGCUCCUGAUCAAUUUUGUAUUUCUGUUCAACAUCGUCAGAAUCCUAAUGACAAAGUUACGCGCAUCCACCACAUCGGAGACGAUCCAGUACAGGAAGGCGGUGAAGGCCACCUUGGUUCUCCUGCCCCUUCUGGGCAUCACCUACAUGCUCUUCUUCAUCAACCCUGGGGAGGACGAGCUGUCGCAGAUCGUGUUCAUCUAUUUCAACUCCUUCCUGCAGUCCUUCCAGGGUUUCUUUGUGUCUGUCUUCUACUGCUUCUUCAAUGGAGAGGUGCGCUCGGCUGUGAGGAAGAGGUGGCACCGCUGGCAGGACCAUCACUCCCUCCGAGUCCCCGUGGCCCGGGCCAUGUCUAUCCCCACAUCACCCACACGGCUCAGCUUCCACAGCGUCAAGCAGACGGCCGCUGUAUGA